AUGACCAAAGUAGUUAAGAGGGAAACGGAGGGCCUGGACACCCUGGAGUCGAUGGGCUCAUUCGCGUCCAUCGAGAACUCGCGCUGCCCAGACCACUACGACCUUCCCAUCCAGUACUUCUGCCUCAAUUGCAAGCGCCACUGCUUCUGCUCAGAAUGCGCGUUGACCAACCACCAAAACUGCGAAGUGAUGACGCUGAAGGAAGCAUUCAAGUACGUUAUGAACAACGAGAUUAACAAGUGGGUCGCCCAACUUUCGACAAAGUCGGAGAACCUGCAGGUGGGCUUCAGACAGUUCCUGGGAGACAAAAGGGAGCUGUGGGCACUAAAGCUGCAGGAUCUGCAAAACAACUCAGCGAGGACGAACCAGAUCGUGUACAACACACUGCAAGAAGUUAACAGCAGCGCGAGAAGCUGGAUAUCAGAGAACAAUCAGCAGAUCAGGGAACAGUACGAAGACUACAAGAAGCAGGUGGAGCAGAUACUGGUGGAGUACGAAAACGUGGCAAAAUCGCUGAGGGAGGAGAGGAAGAGUUCCUCGGCAGAGCUGCUGAGAUUCUACAACAAAAACUACCAGCACCUGAGACAGUUGCUGCUAUCAGGGAUCCUGGAGCACGGGAAGGACCUGGAGUGCGUUGUGAAGAACACACCGAAGCAGCUGAGGUCGGAAAUCGCUCACGGAAACGCAAAGCUGAAGAAGGUGGUGGGCCUGCUGAACAAUUUCCAGUACAACAUAAGAGUAUAG
This is a messenger RNA of Theileria orientalis strain Shintoku, 744 nucleotides long. RefSeq lists its product as hypothetical. Bases 1 to 744 code for a protein of 247 amino acids. The transcript has a single exon. The record is from RefSeq and is a predicted model, not a curated record. Lineage: Eukaryota; Apicomplexa; Aconoidasida; Piroplasmida; Theileriidae.